GAGCAUGUCAGGCGGCGGACGACCAGCGGGCAAGCCCGACCUUUCAGGCUACAACUAUGGCGCCAUCUCCUCCCUCGUUCUCACCGCCGACCGCUCUGCCCUCCCCCGGAGAGACAAGGAACCGGAUGGUGCACCCACAUCCCUUGCAGGUCGCAUAGACCCCCGCGAGAUGGGCUCUCGCGUUCAGCGCGCAGCACCCAAGGACCUCGACAAAAAGAAGAAGAAGGCAGCCGCCGAGCGCUCAGACGCCCAGCAGGCCGAGCGACGCAAACGCCCAGAGCCCGGAGCAGGUGGCUUUGGGUACACAGACAUCAUCGAGGCCACGCAGGAUGUCGAGGGUCUCACCUACCGACCACGCACGGCCGAGACGAGGGAGGUCUACGAGAUGAUGCUCUCCGUCGUCCACCAGGCUCUCGGCGACCAGGCCCAGGACGUCGUCCGCAGUGCGACGGACACGGUGCUCGAGUCGCUCAAGAACGAGAACAUGAAGGACUUCGACAAGAAGCGCGAGGUCGAGGACGUCCUCGGCUCCCUGCCCAAUGACACUUUCAGCCAGCUCGUCGCACUCUCGAAGAAAGUUACCGACUACGCCGACGAAGAUGAGAGGAUGGCUGACCCUGACAUGGAGCGCAAGGACGCGGAGAUAGACGAUGAGGUGGGAGUGGCGGUGGUGUUUGACGAGGAGGAGCAGGAGGAAGAGGAAGACGAAGGGUUCGAGGUGCGCGAGGAGUCAGACGACGAGGAUGAAGAAGCGGCAGAGGGCCAGGAAGAGGAGGGUGCUCCCGAAGACGAGGAGAAUGAUGAAGAGCUCGUCAUCGGCGCCGACUCCUCCCGCGGUGUCAAGACCAAGGCCGACAAGGACAUUGUCUCCCCGCACGCCAUCGACGGUUUCUGGGUCCAGCGCCAGAUAUCCGAAAUCUACCCCGACCCGGUCACCGCCGCGGACAAGGCCCAGGCAGUGCUCACCAUCCUCGGCUCGGAGAGCAGCCUGCGCGACUGCGAGAACGAGCUCAUGGAGCUGUUCGAGUACCAGUCGUUCGACGUCAUCACGCGCUUCCUCAAAAACCGCGACGUGAUCGUGUGGUGCACCAAGCUCAUGCGUAGCGACGCAGACGAGCGUGUCAAUGUCGAGGUGGCCAUGCGCGAGAAGGGCGUCGGCUGGAUCCUCCGCGAGCUCGCCGGGAACCGUGGCGGGAAGAAGACCUCCACCGGCGCAGCUGGCGACGCGAUGGACGUCGACACCGCCGAUGCCGCGGCAGCGAAGCCUGUUCCCAAGACCGCGACGCUCGCCCCCGGAUCAACCGUCACGCCUAAGAGAACGGUCGACCUCGAGAGCAUGGCGUUUUCCCAGGGCGGACACCUCAUGUCGAACAAGAAGUGCAAGCUCCCCGACGGCUCGUUCAAGCGCUCGCGCAAAGGCUUCGAGGAGAUACACGUGCCCGCGCCGAAGAAGAAGGAUGGCGGUGACGACGAGCGGGUGCCUGUGACGGAGCUUCCGGAGUGGGUAAGGCCGGCGUUCACUAUCCCUACGUUCAACCGGAUGCAGAGUAAGCUGUUCCCCGUCGCGUUCGGUUCGGACGAGCCGCUGCUGCUUUGCGCGCCUACGGGUGCGGGUAAGACCAACGUUGCUAUGCUCACGAUUCUCAACGAGCUCGCCAAACACCGCAACGACGAUGGCUCGUUUGCGCUCGACGAGUUCAAGUGCGUUUAUGUUGCCCCCAUGAAGGCCCUUGUGCAGGAGAUGGUCGGCAACUUCUCGCAGCGACUCGGCAUCUUCGGCAUGAAAGUCGGCGAGCUCACCGGCGACUCCCAGAUGACGAAGCAGCAAAUUGCGGAGACGCAAGUUAUCGUCACGACGCCGGAGAAGUGGGACGUCAUCACACGCAAGAGCACCGAUACUUCGUAUACGAACAUUGUCCGUCUCAUCAUCAUUGACGAGAUCCAUCUGCUGCACGACGAGCGCGGCCCCGUGCUCGAGAGCUUGGUCGCACGUACGGUCAGACGCAUGGAGCAGACGGGCGACUACGUCCGGCUGGUUGGUCUCUCGGCGACACUGCCGAACUACCAGGACGUCGCCGCCUUCCUGCGUGUUGACCCCGCCAAGGGCCUCUUCUACUUCGAUGCGUCAUUCCGCCCCUGUCCUUUGCAGCAGCAGUUCAUCGGUGUGACGGAGAAGAAGGCGAUCAAGCGGUAUCAGGUCAUGAACGAGGUGUGCUACGAGAAGGUGCUCGACCAGGCGGGCAAGAACCAGACGCUCGUGUUCGUGCAUUCCCGCAAGGAGACGGCCAAGACAGCGCGGUUUAUCCGCGACAUGGCGAUGGAGAAGGAGACGAUCACCCAGUUCGUGCGCGCGGACAGCGCGACGCGGGAGAUCCUCACAGAGGAGGCGUCGAACGUCAAGGAUCCGAACCUGCGCGACCUCUUGCCGUUCGGAUUCGCGAUCCACCACGCGGGUAUGAGUCGCGAGGACCGCGGGCUCGUCGAGGAGCUGUUCGCAGACGGCGCGGUGCAGGUGCUCGUGUGUACCGCUACGCUCGCGUGGGGCGUCAAUCUCCCCGCGCACACGGUCAUCAUCAAGGGGACGCAGAUCUACAACCCCGAGAAGGGCCGCUGGGUUGAGCUGUCGUCGCAGGACGUGCUGCAGAUGCUCGGACGCGCGGGGCGGCCGCAGUACGACACGUUCGGCGAGGGCAUUAUUAUCACCAACCAUGGGGAGCUGCAGUAUUACCUCAGCUUGAUGAACCAGCAGCUGCCGAUCGAGAGUCAGUUUGUGAGUAAGCUGGCGGAUAAUCUCAAUGCGGAGGUUGUACUCGGGACGGUGAGGAAUCGGGAUGAAGCGGUGCAGUGGCUGGGGUAUACCUAUUUGUACGUUCGCAUGCUACGCGAGCCUGGACUCUACAGUGUCGGUGUCGACUAUCAGGAGGACGACCCGGGCCUCAUCCAGAAGCGCGCGGAUAUCAUCCAUACAGCGGCGGCGCUCCUUGAGAAGUGCCAUCUCCUUAAGUACGAGCGCUCAACUGGCCGCUUCCAGAGCACGGAGCUCGGGCGCAUCGCGUCGCACUACUACGUCGUGCACUCGUCAAUGCAGACGUACAACCAGCACCUCCGGCCCUCUAUGUCUACUCUCGACCUCUUCCGUGUCUUCGCGCUCUCGAACGAGUUCAAGUUGUUGCCCGUGCGCCAGGAAGAAAAGCUCGAACUCGGCAAGCUGCUCGAGCGCGUGCCCAUCCCCGUCAAGGAGAGCGUCGACGAGCCUGCAGCCAAGAUCAACGUGCUCCUCCAGGCCUAUAUCUCACAGCUCAAGCUCGAAGGCUUUGCACUCGUCGCUGAUAUGGUGUACGUCACGCAAUCCGCGGGGCGUAUCCUCCGCGCGAUGUUCGAGAUCUGUCUCAAGCGCGGCUGGGCUGUCCCCGCUCGUGCGUGCUUGGAUCUGUGCAAGAUGGUUGAGAAGCGGAUGUGGGGGUCUAUGACGCCGCUCCGGCAGUUCAAGGGUGUGCCCGCGGACGUGGUGCGCAAGGCGGAGGGCAAGCAGUUCCCGUGGUACCGGUACUUUGACCUCACACCGCCCGAGAUCGGGGAGCUCAUUGGCCUUCCGAACGCGGGGAGACUUGUGCAUCGGCUGGUGCACUCGUUCCCGAAGCUGCAGCUGCAGGCGCAGGUACAACCGAUUACGCGGUCUCUGUUGCGGAUCGACCUGUCGAUCACGCCCGACUUCAGGUGGGACGAGAAGAUCCACGGUGGAGCGGAGACGUUCCAGAUUAUGGUCGAGGACGUGGACGGCGAGAUCGUGCUGUUCCACGACUCGUUCAUCCUCCUGCAGCGCUACGCGGAGGACGAGCACAACGUCACCAUCACCGUGCCCAUGUUCGAGCCUGCUCCGCCGAACUACUACAUCUCAGUCGUCUCGGACCGGUGGUUGCACGCGGAGACGCGUCUGCCGAUUUCGUUCCAGUAUCUCAUUUUACCCGAGAAAUUCCCGCCCCCGACACCGCUGUUGGAGCUGCAGCCGCUCCCGCUGAGCGCGCUGCACAACAAGGAGUUCGAGACGAUCUACGGCGGCAGCGGGCCGAGCAGUAUCGAGACGUUUAACAAGAUCCAGACGCAGGUGUUCCAGGCUCUCUAUACGUCGGACGAGAACGUGUUCAUCGGCGCUCCUACCGGGUCGGGCAAGACGAUCUGCGCGGAGUUUGCACUGUUGAGGCUGUGGAGCAAGCGCGGCGAGGAGGGGCAGCGCCGGGCGGUGUGCAUCGAGCCGUAUCAGGAGAUGGUGGAUAUGCGCACGCAGGAGUGGAGGCGUAAAUUUGGGAGCGUGCAGGGCGGGAAGGAGGUGGUGAGCUUGACUGGGGAGGCGAGUGCGGAUCUGAGGCUGCUCGAGAAGGGGGAUGUGAUUGUGUGUACACCAGCUCAGUGGGAUGUGCUCUCGCGGAGAUGGAGGCAGCGCAAGAACGUGCAGAAUAUUGGCCUACUUAUUGCGGACGAGGUUCAGCUCGUCGGUGGCGAGGUCGGUCCCACGUACGAGGUCAUCAUUUCACGCACGCGGUAUGUCAGCGCGCAGACCGACAUCAAAACCCGUGUUGUCGCGUGCGGUGUCUCGCUUGCGAACGCAAGAGACUUGGGCGAAUGGAUGGGUGCACCGUCGCAUGCUAUCUUCAACUUCUCGCCAAGCUCACGCCCGCUUGAUAUGGAUAUUCAUCUCCAAAGCUUCUCCAUUCCCCAUUUCCCCUCGCUCAUGAUCGCCAUGUCAAAACCCGCGUACCUUGCCAUCAACGAGUACGCGCCUACGAAGCCCACCAUCGUCUUCGUACCUUCAAGGCGCCAGUGCCGCCUCACGGUCGACGACCUCCUUACGCACUGCAGUGCAGAUGACGAUGCGGACCGCUUCCUUAACAUCGAGCUCGCGGACCUCCAGCCUCACUUGGAUCACGUCUCGGACAAGGGCCUCGCUGAGGUGCUUGCUCACGGCAUUGGGUACUAUCACGAGGCUCUCGACGCGCAGGACAAGCGCAUCGUCGAGCGGCUGUUCCAGUCUGGUGCCAUUCAGGUACUCGUUGCGUCCAAGGACACGGCAUGGAGCCUCCCCGUUGCCUGCUACAUGGUUAUCAUCAUGGGCGUGCAGUACUACGAAGGCAAGGAGCACCGCUACGUCGACUACCCGGUGAUGGAUGUGUUGCAGAUGAUGGGCCGUGCGUGCCGCCCGCGCGAGGACGACCGGAGCCGCUGCGUGUUGAUGACGCAGCAGACGCGGAAAGAGUUCUACAAGAAGUUCUUGAGCGAGGGGCUGCCGAUCGAGAGUCAUCUCUCGACGCACAUGUUGCACGAUUACUUCUUGGCGGAGAUCGCGGUCAAGACGAUCGAGAACAAGCAAGAUGCGAUGGAUAUUCUCACUUGGACGUACUUCUAUCGUCGUAUGACCCAGAACCCCAACUACUACAACCUGCACAACGUCAGCCACCAGCAUCUGUCCGAUCAUCUGUCGGAACUCGUCGAGAACACGUUGCAAGACCUGGUUAACUCCAAGUGUAUCUCGAUUGAGGACGAGAUGGACGUGUCCCCACUCAAUCUCGGCAUGAUCGCUGCUUACUACAAUAUCUCUUACGUCACUGUCGAGGUUUACACCCUCUCACUCAAGGAACGUACGAAACUCAAGGGUCUCCUCGAGGUCGUCUCUUCCUCCGCCGAAUUCGAGACCAUCCCCAUCCGCCGCCACGAGGACGUACUCCUCCGUCGCAUCUACGACCGUGUUCCCGUCAAGCUUGACCGAGCCGAUUUCGAGGCUCCGCACUUCAAGACCUUCCUUCUCCUCCAAGCACAUUUCUCGCGUCUGCAGCUCCCGCCAGACCUUGCCGCAGAUCAGGCGCUUGUGCUCGAGAAGGUGCUCAACCUCCUGAGCGCAUGUGUGGAUGUGAUGAGCAGCAACGCAUGGCUGAAUGCACUUGGCGCGAUGGACUUGUCGCAGAUGUGCGUGCAGGCGAUGUGGGAGACGGAUUCGCCGUUGAAGCAAAUACCUCAUUUCGAGCCGGACGUCGUCAAGCGGUGCAGGGAUGCGGGUGUCGAGUCCGUAUACGACAUCAUGGAGAUGGAAGACGACGAUCGGACGAAGCUAUUGCAAAUGGACUCCCGGCAGAUGCGUGACGUUGCGACCUUCGUCAACUCGUACCCAACGCUCGACGUCUCCUUCGAGCUCGCCAAGGGCGAGUACACCGCCGGUGCACCGAUUAUCAUGCAGGUUGCUCUGUCGCGCGAUGCGGACGAAGAUGACCCCGACGACUCGGCUCAGACCGUCGUCGCGCCGUUCUAUCCUGGCAAGAAGAUGGCCAACUGGUGGCUCGUGGUCGGCGAGCCGUCGACUAAGCAGCUGCUCGUCAUCAAGCGUGUCACCGUCAACAAGUCUCUGGCCGUCAAGCUUGAGUUCACGCUGCCCAAGGGUUCGCACGAUCUCAAGCUGUACGUCAUCUGCGAUUCGUACGUUGGCGCGGACCACGAUCUUAAGGUGGACACCAUCGACGUUGCGGAGGGCGAGGACAGCGAUAGUGACGAGGAUAUGGAAAGUGGCUCGGAGAUGGAAGAGUGAACGCGGGUACUCCCGUGCUAAUCUUGGUGCUUCAAUAAUUGGACGAUAGAUUCUAUGUCCCUGUCGUUCUGAUGCUAGUGACGUGUAUCAUUAUUUUCUUGAAAACUAUAUUCGCUACUGAUAAUGUAAUGUUCUGCUUUGUUCUGUGUCUGGCUCGCUUUCAAACUCUUCAAAUC
Coniophora puteana RWD-64-598 SS2 is the source of this 6747-nucleotide messenger RNA. Its product is annotated as Sec63-domain-containing protein. Lineage: Eukaryota; Fungi; Basidiomycota; Agaricomycetes; Boletales; Coniophoraceae. Gene Ontology annotation, molecular function: nucleic acid binding; ATP hydrolysis activity; ATP binding. The coding region runs from base 5 to 6571 and encodes 2188 amino acids. The transcript is spliced from 9 exons. Gene Ontology annotation, cellular component: nucleus. The record is from RefSeq and is a predicted model, not a curated record.